Molecule: messenger RNA, 1783 nt
Organism: Myripristis murdjan (pinecone soldierfish)
Lineage: Eukaryota; Metazoa; Chordata; Actinopteri; Holocentriformes; Holocentridae
Product: tubulin alpha chain-like
Exons: 4
Coding region: 161-1510 (449 amino acids)
Biological process (GO): microtubule-based process
Cellular component (GO): microtubule
Molecular function (GO): GTP binding; structural constituent of cytoskeleton
Source: RefSeq, a predicted model, not a curated record
AGUUGAAUAUAGCAUGACAGCUCUGCUCCCACCUGGCAUUACUUACUCACUCGGACCACAUUAACGGCCGCUGUGAGAAGCUGCAAACAAGUUACGCAAACCAGCAAUUUGUCAAGCAAGCGUGUUUUAUUUCUAGAGGAUUUUCUACAUUUAAGACACCAUGCGUGAAUGUAUCUCCGUCCAUGUGGGCCAGGCUGGCGUCCAGAUGGGUAAUACCUGCUGGGAACUGUACUGUCUGGAGCACGGCAUUCAGCCGGAUGGCCAGAUGCCCUGCCACACGCCUGUGGGAGGCCACGAUGACUCCUUCACCACCUUCUUCAGUGAGACUGGAGCUGGGAAGUAUGUCCCAAGAGCAAUCUUCGUUGACCUGGAGCCCACUGUCAUUGAUGAGGUGCGUACAGGAACUUACCGCCAGCUCUUCCAUCCUGAACAGCUGAUCUCAGGGAAGGAGGAUGCAGCCAACAACUAUGCCCGUGGACACUACACCAUUGGCAAAGAGAUCAUUGACUCUGUCCUCGACAGAAUCCGCAAACUGGCUGACCAGUGCACUGGUCUCCAAGGAUUCCUGGUCUUCCACUCCUUCGGUGGUGGCACUGGCUCUGGUUUCACAUCUCUGCUGAUGGAGAGACUCUCUGUCGACUUUGGCAAGAAGUCCAAGCUGGAGUUUGCCAUCUACCCAGCUCCCCAGGUAUCCACAGCUGUAGUGGAGCCCUACAACUCCAUCCUGACCACCCACACCACCCUGGAGCACUCUGACUGUGCCUUCAUGGUGGACAACGAGGCCAUCUAUGACAUCUGCCGCAGGAACCUUGACAUUGAGCGUCCGUCCUACACCAACCUCAACAGGCUCAUCAGCCAGAUUGUCUCCUCUAUCACUGCCUCACUUCGCUUUGAUGGAGCCCUGAAUGUUGAUCUGACAGAGUUCCAGACCAACUUGGUGCCAUACCCCCGUAUCCACUUCCCUCUGGCCACCUAUGCCCCGGUCAUCUCUGCUGAGAAAGCCUAUCAUGAGCAGCUGUCAGUGGCUGAGAUCACCAAUGCCUGUUUUGAACCAGCAAACCAGAUGGUGAAGUGUGAUCCUCGUCAUGGUAAAUACAUGGCCUGCUGUCUGCUGUACCGUGGUGACGUGGUGCCCAAAGACGUCAAUGUGGCUAUUGCUGCCAUCAAGACCAAGCGCACCAUCCAGUUUGUGGACUGGUGCCCCACAGGCUUCAAGGUGGGCAUCAACUACCAGCCUCCUACGGUGGUUCCUGGAGGAGACCUGGCCAAGGUGCAGAGGGCUGUGUGCAUGCUGAGCAACACCACAGCCAUCGCUGAGGCCUGGGCCCGUCUGGACCACAAGUUUGACCUCAUGUAUGCCAAGAGGGCCUUUGUCCACUGGUAUGUAGGGGAGGGCAUGGAGGAAGGAGAGUUCUCUGAGGCCAGGGAAGACAUGGCUGCCCUGGAGAAGGAUUAUGAAGAAGUGGGCAUCGACUCAUUUGAGGAGGAUGAGGAAGGAGAAGAAUAUUAGAUAUGCUGAGCAUUCAUUUGGAAAAUUUUGAUUUGUUUCAUAGCAAAGUGUUUCAGUUGUUAGCUCCACAUUAAGAAAAACUGUCUUUUUCAUUAUAUUUUUAAAUUUCAUCUGAAAGGAGAGGCUUGUAACUGAUGACUGAAAUCUUAUUUUUGACAGUACUGUCAUUUGUGUCCUUACCUAACUAAUUUCCGUUUUUAUCAAAAAGCUGAAACAUUUUUUUUUUUUAAAUGUUGAGCCCCUCUGUGUUGUUGCUAAAUAAAAAAAAACUCA